Darwinula stevensoni is the source of this 6713-nucleotide messenger RNA. The record is from the annotation of a GenBank genome assembly. Lineage: Eukaryota; Metazoa; Arthropoda; Ostracoda; Podocopida; Darwinulidae.
CUUCUACUACCAUGGCUUGUGUGGUCUCUCUCCUAUGUGGCCUCUUCCUCUUCUCGGUAUCAUGGGCCGGGAAUGCUUCGGAUAUUUUGACUCCAGAAAAGAUCGAGGAAUUCAAGGUCAGAGUGUCCGAAUUGCUGAGCAGGCAGAAGGAACAGAUCCUGAAGACUCACCUUCCCCAUUUCCUUAAUGCUGACCAGUCCAGAGACAGAAGACAAUCCAAGUUUGCACUUCGACCAAUUAAUGAUGCUGCAGGUGUUGAUGUUUUGGAUACAUUGAGAGAGGCCAUCUGCAUACCAGUGGAUCAUCCAGUGUCUUUGGAAGUAGUACAGCAUGAUGGAAUACUAUAUGCUAUGGCUGCCCUUGCUAGGGAUACUAAGAAUCCAGAGAAGGAUGACGGAAAUGCAGUUGUCUUCAGGUUUUCUGGUUCACCUGACAAAACACAAGGAGUUUUUGAAGAAAUCCCCUUUCCCAACACUGAACCUCAUGGAGCAAUAUCUCUAUUACCCAUCAACAUUGACAAUCACCUCUUCAUUUUGUCACUUGAAGAUUGGGAUGAAGAACUGCUGCCAAAGAAGGAAUUUAGCAGCAGUAAAUUGUGGAGAGUGGAUAAGGAUGGGGCACAGCUCACCUACGUGCAGACCCUUCCAAGCUUGCAUCCAACAGAUGCUGCAGUCUGGUAUAGUAGAAAGGGUGUGCAUUUAGCUGUUGCAAAUGCAUACACAAUGCUUCCUAAUGGAGAGGUCAACUAUGAAGUGGACAGUUUCGUCAUGUGGUGGAUGGGGAGCCAUUUUGACAUAGUGGGUUUUCUGCCCACCAAGAAUGCCCAAGCUAUUACAGGGGUACAAAUCCACAAUAUGCAUUAUGUUUUGGUGGCCAACCAUAUGGACAAUACUGAUGCUCGGGGCAAAAUUUCAUAUAGGGUUGAUUCUGUGAUUUACCAAUUUGUUGAGGACACUUUCACUGUCUUCCAAUGCAUUCCAACUUUGGGUGCCUUGCAGUGGCUUCCUAUUGGGACCAAGGAGGGAAGUAUGAUUCUUGCACUGGCCACAGCUUUUAAAGGUCUGGAACUGUAUCAGUAUGAUGGUUGGAUGUUUCAUCGGACCACGGUCAAGGCGUCAUCCAGUGCUGGCCAAGGUCUUGUUCAUCUAUCAACAUUCACCAUGGGAGACAAACACUAUCUUGUGUUGGCCAAUAAUAGGACAUCCACAGCUGGAGGGAAGUGUGAUGCAUCCAACAUUUGCAGCCUGGCAUUCCGGCAUGAAAAUUGGUUGGGAGAGCUCAUGGAGCAUGGAGAAGCUUGGUGUCAGAGCCAGAAGAAGAUGGUGAAAUCAAAACAAACCACUUUAAUCAGUGAUGCAUUCAAGAGUGCUAUUAAAAGGGACGAUGAAACGAUUAUCCUUCAAGGCCCAGCUAGCUUUGAAAAGGAUGUAUACAUCAAAGGCACCCUUGAGACUGGCUCUAUGAGAGAUCUUUCCCAAAAACUCAAAGCUCAGGGAAAUGGCUUUUAUUCAUUCUUUCAAGAUACAAUUGAGAAGUUCAAUCGUGUCUCAGCUCACCUUCAGAAGCUGAAACAGAGGGUAACAAAGGCUCUGAAGGAUUCAAAAUCAGAUAUCAUUGAAGGAACUGUUGGCUUGGAAAAUGUGCUAAUGAAAUGCAGGCAUUGCAAGGUUCGAAAACUUCAAGUUAAAAAUUUGAAUGGACAUGAUAUGGAGGCCAUUUCUGGGCAAGCUCUCUUCAUAAAUGAGAAGGAGAGUUUGAAUUACUUGAAGAUCAGAGACAUUUCAAUGCAGAGCAACCUGGUGGUGAAGAAUCAUGUGAACAAGAUACCAGUUGGAAUGCUUGUGUCCAAGAGUGGUAAACAUGAGUUCUCAGCACCUCAGAUCUUCACAGAACCGGUGACUUGGAAUGGCCCUGUGACAAUUGGAGGAUCCCUUGAUGGAGUCCAGUUUUUACCUGACCAUCUUCUUUUGACUGAGGGAAACCAGACUCUCACUGGACGAUUUGUGGUAAAGAGGAUGGGAGUCUCUAAUCUGUUUGUUCAUACAAUCAACAACAAUGACAUCUCCAAGGUCUAUGAGAAGGCUGUUCUUAUUCAGGGAAAUUUUCUUAUUUCUGGACUUGUGACCAUGGAAGCUGAUCUGGAUGUCAUGACUAAACUUAUUGUUGACAAGAUAAAUCAAUAUGAACCGAAUCAGGUAUGGAAUAGUGGCCUGAAACUGAUGCCUGACCAACCCCAAGUGAUCAAAGUUGUUCAUAAUUAUGAGAACAUUGGAAUUGAGAAAGAUCUGGAGGUGAAGGGGCACAUAAAUGGAUAUUCUUAUCCCUUCCAUGGAAGUGGACUUGCCCAAAAUGUUCUCCAUGGGCCAUUGGUGAUGGAUGGAGAUGUGCAUUGCCAACAUCUGGUUGCUCUUCACUCCCUCAAUGGUAUCCCAGUGGACCAAAAGCAGCUCCAGAUCUGGCUGGUGCAUGGACACAAGCAAAAGGUGAGGGGACCUGUUGUAUUUGGAAGCAUCCGAUUCGCAGAGGAUGUUGAAGUCAAUCAGGAAAUCAAUGGCCAUUCAAUCAGUAAGCUGCAGAUGCCAGCCUCUUCAGGUGACCUAUAUGUCAUGGGGACUGCCCAUUUUGAGAACCAGCUUCAUGUUGACAAUGGCUUGAAUGACUUGGAUAUUAUAAAAAUUUUGAAGGAAGCCCUCCAUAUAGAUGAACCCAUCCCUCCCAUCAAUAAGGUGGUCUUCGAGGACAAAGUCAAGAUACGAGACUUUCAUGCUGAGGCUGUCAAUGGAGAAAAGUCCUCACGUUGGAUCAAGAUCAGGGGAAGAGGUUCAGAAAUUAUCAGUGGUCAUAUGAAGUUCUUAGAAGAAGUCACCUUCUCUCAUGAUAUCAAUGUGGAACGCCUGAAUGGAUGGAUCCUCAACGAGACCUUUGGAGAUGUGUUUCUCAAAGAUGGCAAAGAUGUGGUCUGUGGGGACAAGCUGUUUAGUAAAGGUAUCCAAGUAGAUAGGAUCACUGUGAAAGAGCUGCUGGUGAAUGGAAAACCUCUGGAUGAGAUCCUAGCCAUAUCUUCUUCACCCAAAAGGCAGAACAUCUUCCAAAGAGCAAUAUUUAAAUCUGGCUUCAUAGCUAAAAAUCUCAAAAUGAAGCACUUGAAUGGGCACGACCCAAUUGCUGCUCUCAAAGACACCUUGUUUGAAGCUCCUCCAAAUGGAACUGCCCAGCGGUUCCUUGUCCCACAGACAUUCAAGGGGAAGCUGACUGCCAACACAGUGAAUCCACAUCUUACCGUGAAUGGCAAGGACAUGAAGGCUGAAUUCUCUAACUUUCUGUAUGAUGAUGAAGUUGCACAUUUUGGAGGGAUGGUCAAGUUCCUUGAACCAGUGGAGAUUGAGAACCUCCACUUUUCAGGAGCAAUUGAUGGGAUGAACAUGGAUCAACUGAACCAAUGGCUCCUCCAAGACAAGGAUCAGUCUGUCUCAGGCUCUGUAUAUAUCAAAGGCACUGUGAAAGCACCCUCUCUCCUAAUCACUUCCAAGAACCUCAAUGGCUUGGAUUUAGACCGUCUAAGGAAUGAAGCCCUGACCAUUGAUGAACCAGCAAGAAUUCCUGCUUCAUUACAAUUUAGGAGUGUGAAGUCCGAGGGCCCUGUUGAGGUUGGACGUCGUGUAUCUGGGUUGAAGCUCUCUGAUGAGGCUGUCCUGAAGAACCAGAAAACAGUGUUUGACUCCAGAAAGGCUCUUAAGGGAGGUGCCAAUAUCAGAGGACGUCUUCAAGUUCAACAGGGAAUCAAUGGAUUUCAGGCAAAGGAACUGUGUGACCUGAAACUUUUGGACAGCGUAUCAGACCAACCUGAUAAUAUCAUCUUGGAUGGUGAUGUGACCUUCCAUGAUGGUGUGACCUUGGAUGGAGUCUUGAAUGAUUAUGAUGUAGCCUCUCUGGAAAAGCAAAUCUGGCUCCGUGAUCGAGAUACCGUCCUUCAAGCUCCUGUCCACUUUCAUACUGCACACUUCUCAAAAAUUAAUCUAGAGGGGGAGUUAGACAGAGUCAACGUGGAUUCAGUAAGGGAGAACUAUGUGGACCGUGAAUCUCACAAGCCAGUGCAUCUAGAAGGUUUCUAUCAAUUCCAAGAUGUUGUUGUCAAGCAUGACCUUGCUGCAGUGGAGAUCAGAGUCAAUGGUGUCUUGAAUGGAACCAGGAUUGAUGACACUAUUAAGGACCUGUUGCUGAGCAAUGGAGAUCAGGAAGUACAUAGUUACAAGGGCUUCUCAGGUUGUUAUGUGGAAGGGGAUAUGACUGUGGAGAGGCUGAAUAGUUUAGAUCCCAGGAAGCAGUAUUUUCUGUAUGGGAAGAAUAACUCUGUUAGUGGCCCAACAUUCAUGGACACAUUGGAGGUAUUACAAGGGGUAACCAUGAAGAAAGGGAAGACCUUGUCAGGCAUCAACUUGAAGACAUGGACAGAGGAAGCAGUACGCAGCACAGGAGAUGUCCAAUUGCAUGGCAAAAAACAUUUCCAUAGUCUUGUCUUUCCCAAAGGAUUUCAGGUCAAAGGGAGCCUUGAUACUGUAAGGAUAUCUCGAACUGAAAUCCUGACCACUACAGAUGACCAGGUUCUUGAUAGUGACCUAGUAUUUGAUUGUGAGGCCACUUCAGAUACAUGUGUAACCUUCUCUACAGUGGAUUUGUUGGGCUUCUGGAAUGAAGUGAACAUCACACGGCUGGAUGACGCAACAGCUAAAAGGAACCAGGAGAAUGUAUUCAAGGCCCAAGUGAAUUUCUUGACAUCCCCAACGAUGAUGACAGCUAAACUGCUGGGCAAGGUUCUUGAUGUUGACCUGGAUCACCUGUUUACAGUGAUAACUCGUCCUGUCAACACCUCAUCAUUAGAGAGCACAUAUGGAUUCCUUAAACAGACUUUGGAUUCUUUUGACUCCACCAUGGAAGGCCAAGCCAUCUCACUGGAUCACUAUGAAGAAGUACAAGAAUGUGAUGAGAGGCAUGUCUUGGAAUCUGUUCCCCUCACAUUCCAUGCUGUUGAUGGUUCCAUUAUUCAUAUGCUGGCAAUCUCCCUGGCUGAAGAAGUCCGCCCCCAUCAAACCAUUGUCAAGUUUCUUGAAUACAGCCACCAGCAGGAACUGUACCUCUACAGAGGUCUCCAUGUCCUAUCAAACCAUGCUACAUCUCUAUUGUCUCUGUCUGUGGAUGAGCACCAGUUCCUCUUUGUGGCUAAUGUGGCACCUGGCCUAGAUUUCUUGGAUUUCCACUAUGGACCCUUCAAUGAAUAUGCUCCCAAAACUGAAAAAGAUGAGACAACGGUGAUUGUGUACGAGUUCAAUCCAGCAGCCAGAACCUUCUCUAUUGUGCAGAAGUUUUUCACUUUCAUGACAGUGCAUCUCAUCCACAUUGAUAUAAAUGGCAUCCCUCAUGUCUUUUUUGUCAACUAUGGAACCCCAGAGACAUCGCUGGUGGAUUCAUCACUCUAUGUUUACCAAGGAGGAAAGUUUGUACUAUUCCAGAACAUUCCAACCAAAGGAGCACGAAAAGCUAGUGUGGCAUACCUGAAGAGAGGAGAGGAAGACGUCCCGAAUCUUAUAAUUUGCAACCAUAACUCCUCCAGCUCAUCCACAUGGGAAGCACACUCUGAGGUCUGGGCCUACAAUAGGGCUUCAGAGUAUUUUGCUCUCACCCAGACCCUGGUUACUUCAUUCUGUCUUGAUGUUGACACCAUUCAUUAUGCUGGGGAAGAUUAUUUGGCUGUUGUCAAUGGGAAAGGAGUUGAUGACAUGAGACAAGGUUCUGUAGACAUUUACAAGUACAUUUCAAAGGUGUAUGGUGGAGGAUAUGAAAAAAUCCAAAGAUUAUCCAUGUCCUCUCCAAUCUCCUGUGACUUGGACACUCUCCCAGUUGGAGGCCUCUACCUGAUUGUUACUGUUGAUUAUGGCGAUGAGACUGUUGAACUCUACAAGUAUAAGCAUGCCUCAAGGUUUGUCAUGGAGCAACAGAUUUCCAUCCCAGGAGCAGAGCAGGCAAGAGGCAUGUCUUUGACUGAAACUGAUCACUAUCUUGUCAUCAAAGGGAAGGAGACUUUUGACAAGGUACAAGGCAUCAUUACCAAUCCAACAAGAAUCCUGAAAGCACGUAUUUCGGGCCUGAGUCAGCAUUGAGUGAAAUUUCUUAUUGUUUUUAAUGUUAUUAAAUAUUUUCUGUUUCAUUUUUGGAAUGUGGCUUUGAGUUUUUGAAAUUGUUGAAGAUAGAGUAAAUUAUUAUCCAGUUCAGUAUUGUGAAGUGCUCAAUGACUAACUAUAAAAAAAAGGACAGUGAUAGAUCCCUUAAAUGGAAGUGCAUCCCACAGUAUUUUGUCAGUGACAUUGGAUGUAUUUCAUCUCCAGCUGCCUUUAGAGGUCUUCUCAGGGUAUGUUACCAUAAUCCUUCCCUACUUUUGUGUCCAGCUACUCCUGUGGCUAUUACUGUAAUUACAGUAGGUUGCAGCUGGUGGUGCUAGAGAGCAACAGUCUAUAAUGAUGUUUUUGACAUUGAAGGGAGGCUCAACCUCUGCUGAGCCAUACAUUAUACAUUCAGGCAAGACAAUACAUGGUAAGUUCAUGACAUUGCAUGAGGGCCACAUUUUUUUUGUACACUCAUGCUUAUUGUUCCAAUUUUUCUCAUUUCCACCAUUGUGCAGGAGUCUUGAUGGAAAUUUGUGACUGACAAAAUAAAGUGGG